Syngnathus acus (greater pipefish) is the source of this 2720-nucleotide messenger RNA. RefSeq names its product coiled-coil domain-containing protein 39-like. The transcript is spliced from 19 exons. Bases 1 to 2589 code for a protein of 862 amino acids. Gene Ontology annotation, biological process: cilium-dependent cell motility; inner dynein arm assembly; cilium movement. Gene Ontology annotation, cellular component: axoneme. Lineage: Eukaryota; Metazoa; Chordata; Actinopteri; Syngnathiformes; Syngnathidae. The record is from RefSeq and is a predicted model, not a curated record.
AUGGGCUGGGAGCAGCACUAUGCCCUCCCGGUACUCAACACUGAAAACAAGGGUUUAAUAGACAAGUUACAGAUAUGCGAGAUCAAAAGGACGCUGUUGAAACUGAGAAACAAACGUGAGCAGAAUCAAGAAAAAAAGCAAUUAGGAAACGACUGCUUGAAAAAUGUUAGAAAGGAGCUGGAAAUCACAGAGGCUUUGUGCAAGGCCAAAGAAAGAGAGAUUGAUUUGGAGAUAGACCUCGCCGCCGUUGCUGAGAGAGAAAACGGCCGUCUGGUGCAAGAAAAUGCAAAGAUGGACAAUGAAAUUCAGCAUUGGGCUGAAAAGGCCAAAUAUUUUAAGAACAACAUUACGAAGGCUAAACAGAAGCUGGAGCAGUUUCGGAAGAAAAUGAAUUGGGACCAGCAAGCCCUGAAUUCUUUUUUGGAGGAGUCAACAAUAAAAGAUGAUGAUAUGAUGGCCAUCAUGAAGUAUUCACAUCAGGAUGAGCAGAGGAUCAAGUCACUUUCUUUGGCCAUCGAGAGGACGACAUUGGACGCCAAUAAAAAGCGCAAAGGGCUUGACAAAGAAAUGACAGAGACUUUAUCUGCACAGAUUGCUUUGGACAAGACGAUGGCGAAUUUGCAGCAGGCUCACGUAGAAACUGAGCAGAUCAUCUACCAGUGGGAAAACACCAUCCAACAAAUGAAGCAAAGAGAUGCUGAGAUGCAUCAGUCUGCUCUGAAACUGGCUGAGACCCACCAGAUCAUCAGAGAAAGGAACGACUCUUUGACAGAACUGAGUCACUUGCAGGACUCGCAGGUGAUCGACAACAAAGUCAAAGAGAAGAAAUUAACCGCGACCAAUCGACAAACUGCAAAACUGCGACUUGAUUACAAGCAGCGAGAGAGCAAUUACGUUGAGAUGCAGGAUGAGCUGAAAAGUUGCAAAGCCUUAUUGGAUAGAACAACCUCCAAUGUGCACUCAAUGAGGUCCCACAUACGCAGGAUGGAGGAAACCAUCGAGAACAACAACGAAAAACUGAAACAAGCGCAGGCCCACAAUACUGCCCUUGAGGCAAAGCUGAAAUCUGUGAUACAAAACGCCCUGAGUGAGAAAGAAAGAGCUGCCCAAAUGGAAAAUUUCCUCAAGGAAGAGCAGCAAGUUAUCAAGGAGCUGGACGUCCAGCUACGUGCCCGCGGCAAGGAGCUUGUCCGCUGCAAACAGAACGGAGAGGACGCCAAGGCAAAGGAAAAGAAUUAUGUGGCACAUUUACUACGGAGCAAAUGCACCAUCAACACAUUAGAAUGUCAGCUCAAGAAGCAGGAGGAGUACUUACUCAAACAGAUGAUGAUCAUGAAUGAAAAGGAUUCCCAGUUGAUCAUUUUAGAUAAAAAACUAUCACGAUUGCAAGGUGUUCUUGGUGAUUCAGAUGAAAAGCUGGGGAUGGAAGUCAAGAUCACAGAGCUGCUAAAUGCCCUCGAGGAGAAGAAGAAGACAUCCAGUAAGAUCGUCAUCAAAAUCAAAGAGUCUGAGGAGGACAUUCACUUUUUGCUGAAAGAGCGGGAGGAUUCCGCAGCUCAGAAGAAAGAGCUGCACAACAAAGUAGCGGAACUGAAGCUGAUCAAUAAUAAUAUUGAGAAGGAGCUGAAGAGACUUGGGCAAAAGAAACAGGAACAUAUCGUGGAGCAGAACAUCUCCAAGCUGGAGGUGAGGCGUAAGAGGGAUCUGCUGUUCAGCAAAGCCAACAGUGUGGUGUCCUUGGAGAAAAGACAGCUCAAUGUGAAGAAAGCAAUUCAUGAGCGGCAAGAGGAAAUCAGAGUCUACAGUCAAAUGCUCACUCAGCAGCUGAAGACCACAGAGCAGGAGAGACAGAAAAUCAGCAUGGAACUGAAUAUAAAGUUGUCCAAGGUUGAAGCCUCCAAGAAGCAUUACGAGGUUGUGACCUUUGCCAUGGCAGUCCAAGAGGAUGACGAGAAUGCGGUCAAGUCUCAAGCUCACUACAUCGCCCAGGCCGCGCUAGAGAAAGCGGAACUCAAGCAGCGGGGAGAGUGUCUAAAUAGCAAAAUCCGCAAGGCAGAGCAGGAAAAUAAAGCUCUGGAAAACACAACUCUGUUAUUCCGCAUGAAUAAUACUGGAUUUCAUACAACAGUCAUCAAAGCUAAAGAAGCCACUCCGGAUUAUCAGGAAAAGUUCAAGCUUGAAGAGCAGCUUCAGGUAGCCAAGGCGACGCUAGUGUCCAAAAAGCAACUAGCUCAAAAGCUUCGUGAGGAUCUACAGGCAAUUAACAAUGCCUUAAAGACUCAACUACAAGACAAACAGGCUUUGGAAAAAGAAGUCAUACAACUUAUGGAUUUUAAUGAUUCUGUCAGUGAGAUGAUCCUUACUGCCACCAAGUUCAAACCUCGACUCAAAUCGGCACUGCAGCAGCAGUUUCAGCAGGCCAAUCUGUCUUUUCCAUCUCCUGCUAUCUCUGGCACUAGUCGAAGGUCCAACCUUGUCAGCAGCUCGCUCUCUGUCAGGUGUGGUGCCUUUUCAGCCAGUAGCCACAAGCCUUCUGAUGAGCCGGACCCCACUGUGAAGACCGUGAUCCUGGGCCAGGAUCUUCCAUAACGCUUUUGCCCUCGUGACAUUUGGUUGCUCAGGAACUUCCCCUCCUUGUGAGGUUGCAUUGGAUGAUCGCUUGCAUAUGUGACUGAAAAAUAGACUAUUUGGGAAAAAAUAUACAUCUUACCUUUUAAAAA